Messenger RNA from Hydra vulgaris (swiftwater hydra), 330 nucleotides. RefSeq lists its product as uncharacterized. NCBI's taxonomy places the organism in Eukaryota, Metazoa, Cnidaria, Hydrozoa, Anthoathecata, Hydridae. The record is from RefSeq and is a predicted model, not a curated record.
AUGUCAGUUCGAACACAGAUCAGUAUUUUAAAAGAGGAGGGAUAUACCGAGAGAAGCAUUGCUAAACGUUUGUCUGUUUCUAAAACUGCAGUUCAUAACACAAUAACUCGAUUGCAGCAGACUGGCAGCUUAACUUCCCGAAAAAGAUCUGGUAGACCAAAAUGUACCUCUAUGCAGACUGACCGCUUGAUUCAUCGCACUUGUACUAAUUCUCCAAUGUCAUCAUCCACAGUAAUACAACACAACUUGCCAUCCUCUGUUACUGUUUCCUCAAGAACUAUCAGACAAAGACUAUUCUCUGAAUCCCAAGUACACCAAAUGCAAUGUUAA